This is a messenger RNA of Cottoperca gobio, 4788 nucleotides long. RefSeq names its product ankyrin repeat domain 40 (gene ankrd40). The record is from RefSeq and is a predicted model, not a curated record. The transcript has 5 exons. Gene Ontology annotation, molecular function: protein binding. The coding region runs from base 606 to 1859 and encodes 417 amino acids. Lineage: Eukaryota; Metazoa; Chordata; Actinopteri; Perciformes; Bovichtidae.
AUGGUUACUGAUAGCCCAGCAACACGUGUGAGUGUUAAUAGCAGUGAUUUCACCUUUCAAUCCUCAGUUAUUUACUUAAUGACGAGAACACGGUGCUGGAUAAUGUCAAAUAAUUUUACAUAAAGUUAAGUGGCAGCAAAACCCGUCAGAUAAUUGAGAGUAUUCAGAGGGGAACUAACAGUUAGUGCUCACUGUUGUUACAUCUAAAGAUGCCCCCCGAUGAAUCGGUGAUGUUUUUGGCAGCCUACUGACGGAGCUCUGACACCGCUGAUGGAUUGAAUGAGUGUCGACAGUGUUACUUUAUCGUGAAGGACAGAGAUAAAUGGCGAGGACAAGACCUGCAGUGUAAACGCCAAAGACUCAACAGGAAGUUACAUUAGCUGAAGCGACUUGCUGCCACAAGCUAACACCAAAGACUGCUAGCACCUCGUUAAGCUAGUCAGUAGGUAAGGUUAGCCGGGUGGCUAAUGUUAGCUGGCAAGUCUAUUUUGUAGUGCACCUGUGUGCCAUCAGUAGGAAAAUCGUUUGGCGAUUAGUAUUGACAACUUAAUCCGAGAGGAUUUUGUGUAUCCUAUGAUCUCGCAGCGCUAGUUUUCUGUACCAAAAUGUCCACCACUUCGUUGGAUAAAGAAUUACAGGAGCGACUGAGAGAGGCGUCUGCUAUCGGGGAUAUCGACGAAGUGCGGACAUUGGUGGAGAGUGGAGUAAAUGUUAAUUCACAGAACGAAAUAAAUGGCUGGACAUGCCUGCACUGGGCAUGCAAGAGGAACCAUAAACACAUAGUGUCCUACUUACUCAGUUAUGGCGCAGACAAAGAAAUCCUCACGGCUAAGGAUGAGUUGGCCUCGCAACUUACAUCCAAACCAGCGAUCAAGCGACUUUUAGGAGUUGAGGUGGAGGAAGAGCCUGAAGUCAAGGAGCCUGAGUUGCCAAUCAUCCCAAACUACCUGUCGAACCCGGCCUUCAUUUAUGCCAAGAUGGAUAACAAGUCAGAGAUCCUCCUGGCUCAGCACCUUGCACAGAAUGGUUCUGGAGAACACGCUGAGGACACGCACAGUGAUUCGCCCUCCCUCUCCCCAACUCAUGAGCCUCAGAAAUCCCAGAGCCUGCUCUUUGACGACCCCACUCCUCCACCAAACCCCACCACCCACAGCCAAGCCCAGGCUGGGGAAUUAAUUCCUGUGACUGAGCAAAAUGGCGUGUCACCCAGUCCGGCUUCAUCCCACAGCCAUGCUGUCGUUAACUGCACAGUACCCAUGGACCUGUCCGUUGAGCCGCACCUUGUCAACCAUGCCGACUACCCGCAUGCGGUGUCACACAAUGGCACCAUGUGCUCGCCGCCGUUGGCCUCACCCAGCCCCAGCUUGGCCAGCAGCAGUGGGAGCCAGGUCCAGGCCCCGGUGGCCGGCGCUAACCCAACUAUGAGCAGGCAGCAGUCUAUCCCGCAGCAGCUGAACUACAGCCAGGCUGGGGGGCCCAUGCCAGCCUUCCAGCCUUUCUUCUUCACCAGCACCUUCCCUGUCAACGUGCAAGAGUUGGUGCUGAAGGUGCGUAUCCAGAACCCCAACGCUCGGGAGAACGACUUCAUUGAGGUGGAGCUGGACCGCCAGGAGCUCACCUAUCGUUCCCUUCUGAGGGUCUGUUGCCGCGAGUUGGAUAUAAGCGCUGAACACGUGGAGAAGAUCCGCAAGCUGCCGAACACCAUGUUGAGAAAGGACAAAGACGUAGCUCGGCUGCAGGACUUUCAGGAGCUUGAGGUCGUGUUGGAGAAAGCAGAAGGCUUGUCCCUUUUCUCUGGGACCGGAGGCCUAACAGACAGACCCUGCUACAACAUGAAGGCCUCCCGGCUCACCUACUAGAGCCGCCACAGGGCCCCAGGUCUCCCCGCUUGUGAUGAGCUUUUGUAGCUACCCCCAAGCAACCAUAAGUAGUUGCCCGCCCAGGUCCCUUAUUACAGCUUAGUCCAGCUUUGGUGUUUCGCCAAUUUACUAACUGGGAUUUCUUUUUUCAAGUUCAGUAGCUAUUGUCCUCCUCUGGCCCUCCUGCCGCUUUAGUGUACCCUACCAGUUGUAAGUGAUCACUGAUGCAUGGUGUCCCUGAUUAUGUGCGAAAGUAUUUGGGCCCCCCCUUCCUCCUCUCUUUAUCUUUCUCUCCUCCCACUGCACUUUUGUGCCAAGGCUCCAGUGGGACAACAGAGGGAGACGUUGGCCUGUCUUCCUUACAGACUUGAAUGGGAUUCUGUAAUAGCCUUAUUUGGACACAUCCCUGUACUGGCUGUGGACUACGGUCAUGUGUGGACUGCGAUAAGCAGAGAGCAGAGGACGACAGGAAGGAUUUACAUAACUAACUUACUGAUAAGUUCGUCACCAGUGCACAGAAUGGGACAAGUUGGACUUGCACACAGCAACUUGAAUUUCUAGGAAAUUAUUAUAGAGUGUUAUCAGAUGUUCUAGCUGACAUACACACUUUCAUACAUGCUGUAGGCAUAAACCUUAGUGUCUUUGCUGCAGAGGGCAUCCAUUACUGGCCUAAUUCCUAAAGUGGAGGAAACCUCACACCCGGUGAGACGAAGGCGUCUCUGGACUAAUAGUACUUCUAUUUGCUGACCACACAUAAUACGCUUUGAUCUACAUCCACACGAGGAUGGACACAUUUGAAUUCUGGUUUCCCAACAUAUUUAAAUCAUUUAUUCAUACACUGUGGGGAAAAGAAAUAAUUAGUUUUGUUUGAAUUGUUCUCUUUUGUGUCUUUUCAUGUUGGACAGAAAUGUACAUCUUUAGAGAUAAAAUGUGCGGCAACUCAUUCUUAUUUUAUUUUCAACAGUGCGUUAGCCGUUCUGCUUGGCAGGAUGUGCUAUUAGGGUCAGUCAGCAUAACACUUAAACUGUCAACUGUGAAGUAUUUAUAAAGAAGUUUCAUUAUAUUGAUUCUUACUAAUGAAGCGAGACCACGCGCUUUAGAGUAGCGAGGCUUCAGCCCCGCUGAAGGUUGCGUGUGAGGCUUUAUAGUAGAAGUUCAUUUCAGUUGCUGUCUGUUUUAACUGUGAUUAGAAUCAAAACCAAAAACUAAUCUAGCCAGCAAAGAUACUAACUGCAAAAUAAACUAUCACUGCUUCAGAAAAGAAUGCAGCCGUGUUAGAUUUUAGUUGUUUUUUUCUCCCCCAGAUGAUAUAAAAUAUAUAUAGCAAAGGACAAGAUGUGUGUUUGUGACACUUGGUUUUAUGAUUGAGUGCUUCCUUGCUCCUCCAGCACUAAUUUAAAUUCUUAUUGUGGCUCUCCGUCACCCCAGUUUAAGCUCAUCUAUAUGGCCACUAGAUUUCUUUAAAAUAUCAUAAUAUUUGUCUUCAGUUUGGUUUCAAAGGCCAGCAUAGUGCUAAUAUUACAUUUUUAUUUAAAGAACAUAUUGAAGGUAAUGUUUUCUAUUUGGUAGCUUAAUCAGAGGUGUUGCUGUCUGACUUGAAUGGAGUCUGACAAGAUGACGACACUAAAAACAUUCUUGUACUGCACAUUAAGAAUUGAACAGGUCAAGAGGCACAGCCGUGUUGUCGGACAGUAAUGUUUAUGCUGCUUUCAUCAACACUUUGUAUUCCUUUUAAUUAAGCAGUGCAGUAGGAGGCCACUACACAUGGCUUACAAUCAAAACGUUUCUUAUCCAGUGGUAACUGUUUACUGUUGAAAUGUAUACCUGAAGCUCUUACUGUAAUUUGUAUGUUUUAUGAUAUAUUUUUUAAUAAUUUGUAUUUUUUUUUCUUCUUUUCUUUAACCAGUUAGGCCUGUUGUGUUUGUGUCAAAAAAAGAACAAAAAAAGGCUACCAUCGUGCAAGAAAGAGUUGAAUAAUCAAUGAAAAGUGCUGUUGUUGAAGCCAAGUGCAAUGUGUGUGUGUGUUGUGUGUGUGUUUGUGUGUGUGGGGGGGAGAGAGAGAAUGUGUUUCCAGGAAGUUUGCUGUGAGAAGAGAAGGACGACCAAGAGUGCUUAUUUUCUGUUCCCAACUAUGUUGAAUGCUUUAUUAAGUGAAGUUGUGCCACAUGUUUAAGGCAGGAGCUUGGUUGAGAGAGUGGGACAAUGUGUGGAGAACCCCCCCCCCCCCCCCCCCCCCCCUCUCUAUGGGUGAGUGGGAGCAGCAUGUUUGAGAUGGGUUUUUAUAGGAUCUUCUUUGAUUCUGGGGAAACGGAGAUAACUAACAUUGUAUUUGUGGGGUUGCUUAUUGUUCUAGAAAAAGCAGAAUACAGUUUGACUUAACCUAUGCAUUCAGAGUCUGAUAUUUUUAUAUGCAGUACGUCCCGUGUACUUAUAGACAAUUAUUUUAGGCACUGUUAAAGUUGUGUUCCGGAGGCCUGUAUCUGUUCUUUGAUAAAGCAUGGUGAAUUACUUUCCUCUCUCAAACUGACCUUGUGUCUUCUAAAAGCAUAUUGUCCAUCUGACUAAUUGAAGUCAUUUUGAUGUAAUGAGUAUCUUAAUGCUCACUUUAAAUCAAGGGAGCAGGUACAUGUUUUUGUUUGGCUUUUGUUGCAGGUUAUUCUUCCUUUGUACCUGCAUGUGUGUGUGUGUGUGUGUGUGUGUGUGUGUGUUCUGGAUGUUGAGGUAAACUCCCAGACUAUUCAUUGAAAUGUAUGUUACGACCGAGAGCCAGUAGAGGGAGCAGAAGAGCAAAUAUUGGCUUUAGAUGAGCCACUUAGGUAUGCCACUUUAAGUCAUUAUAAGAGGAUAGCUUUCUUUCUUUCUUUUUUUAUUUUUUCGUUUUUGUUGUUGCUUGGAUUUAAUUAAAUUCACAAAGUAUUUUAAAACCUGC